Molecule: messenger RNA, 2826 nt
Organism: Cheilinus undulatus (humphead wrasse)
Lineage: Eukaryota; Metazoa; Chordata; Actinopteri; Labriformes; Labridae
Product: tripartite motif-containing protein 14
Exons: 7
Coding region: 50-2323 (757 amino acids)
Molecular function (GO): protein binding; zinc ion binding
Source: RefSeq, a predicted model, not a curated record
CGUCAUCAUCGCGGAAACGAGCACAAACAGCAGCAGCCAGAAAAACAAAAUGGGAGCAGUGCUGGACACCCCAACGAGGUGUCCUCUCUGCAACGAGCUGACCGGUGAACCCGUCACUCUGAAAUGUAACCACCAAUACUGCCAACGAUGUAUCGGAGACUUGUGGAGUGCUACCCCGAACGGGCCGUACCACUGCCCGGAGUGGAGGUGCAAAACAGUGUACCAGACUCUACCGUUUGGGAACACUUUGACACGGCCGCCAACAAACAGCCGCCGGGCUCAGCCUCGCAGCACCGCAGGUUCCCCCAGCAAUGAUGACACAUUCAUCUCAGCACUUAGACGGCCCUCACUCACCAGCCGAAUACUUGGAAAGAGAAAGGCCAGCACGCCUGCUCCAGAACAACCUGACCCAAAGCGAUCCACUGUGGAAGCUCCCUCUGAACAGCACAGUGACACUGAGACUCCUUCCACCUCCUUCUCUGGUAAAACUGAUGCGGUAACAAACAAGAAAGUAGUGGGUCCUGAAUCUUCACUGUCAGUUCAGGAAGAGGGAACAUCUUCAAGUGAAACCUCUGACAGCCCCACAGCACCUUCAAAUGAUGUACUUCCUGCAAAUGAUCAACCUCAUGACACUCCAGUCCAACAGAACAACGGUAAAUCAGGGGAAGAAAUCUCAUUAGAUGAAUCAGACACAUCUGAUGAGGUAGAUAUUUGUGAUUUGCCUCCUCUUGAGACCUUGAGGAAAGAUACACCUGUUACAGCAAGUCAUACAUCACCAAAGAAACAUGCCAACUCAGAGUCAUUUUCUGAGGUCUCAACUCCAGUUAAAGAAAAAACUCCUGUACACAAUACCAGCAGAUCAUCACCAAUGUUCCCAAAACAUCCUGCAGCUUCUCCUGGAUCCCCAAGUGUUGACAACAUAUUCCCUAGGCUAGAGAGCAAAAAUUCUAGUCCUGUACCCUGCCAUUAUUGCCCUAAAACUGGGUAUCAGACCGCUGUGAAGACCUGUCUGGUGUGUGGAGCAUCCAUGUGUAAAGAGCACCUGCGGCCCCACCUAGAUUCCCCUGUCUUCCAGAAUCAUACUCUGGUUCCUCCCAUGGAAGACAUUUCUAUCUGGAGGUGCCAGGAGCACCAGGAGAUAAACCGAAUCUACUGCCGACAGUGUGGAGUGUGUGUGUGCACCUUGUGCACUGUCAUAGGCUCACACCAUGACCAUGUCUGCAUCAGCAUCAGGGAGGCAGAGAGAGCGCUACGGGGGAAUCUGAAGGAGAAGAUCAAGCAGCUACAGGAGGCUGAAGAACAAGUGAAGAAAAAAGUGUCUGAACUCACACAAAAGAAAGAAACCUUCAGAGUGUUGCUGAGUGACGCUCGAGCAGGGGUGCAGCAGCAUUAUGGAGCCAUCAGAGAAGCCCUGGAGCAAGAAGAGGAAACAGCUCUGAAUUGUGUGUCUCAGGAGGAGAGCCGGGUUCUGGGGGGACUAGAGGAGAAACUCGGUCAUCUUCAGAGCUCGCUGCAGUCCAUUCAGAAAGGCCUUCACACACUGGAGGGGCUGGCUGAUACAAAAGGAGACAAGCGCGUUCAGGACCAGGCCUUCAUUAUGGAGUACAGCAAAGUUGCCCAACUUGCAGAUAAAAUGGGGAGCUCUGUGGACCAGUUCGAAGCUCCAGCAGAAGUGGAUCAGGCGCGGCUGAAAUGUCUGCAGGACUGGACUGAGAAACGUCUAGAGACGGUCGUCAUAACCGUACCAGGGAAAGAAAGAGACCUCUACAGACUGCUGUAUGGCACUGUCCCUGUCUUGGAUGCAGACACAGCACAUCCCAAGCUGCAGUUGUCUGAGGACAACAGAAAGGUGACUUACAGUGAGGCCCAGCAGGCCUACACAGAGCACGAGGCCCGCUUCAGCUCCUUCCCACAGGUCCUGGGCUCCUCUCCCCUGGAAGGUGGCCACUGGUACUGGGAAGUGAACGUAUCUGUGGACGAGGGCCGCUGGAAGGUGGGUCUGUGUGAGGGUCAGAUGGAGAGGAAGGGCCAAAAAGACAACUCUCGUCUGGGCUUCAACUCAAGCUCGUGGUGUCUGACCUGCGACAGGAGGAAGGUGGAGGCUCUGCACAACAAGGAGUCCACUUCUGUGGACGCAGAUGGGCUGCAGAGGGUGGGAGUGUUCCUCGACUUUGAAGAAGGGGUUGUGUCUUUCUUUAAGGUGACACCAGGGGGCAGUCUCGCUUUGAUGCAUUCCUACAAGCACAGGUUUACUGAGCCUCUUUACCCAGCAUUCUCGGUAUCUAAAACUCACCUGGCCAUCUGUGAUCUGUUUCAGUCAUGAAUCAUGUCACACUUGAAUGUCACCUCUGCUGGAAAUGUUAAGAAACCAUGACAGCGCUGUGCCUUUUUUUGAAAAAAAAAAAAAAAAAGAAAAAAAAUUUUAUCUUUAAAUGAGCCAAUUUUAAAUUACUCUUUAGCUCUGUCCUACACUGUAUAUAAUGUGAAAACCCUCAGUGGGAUUUUAUAUCAUUUGAUAAUACUGGCUCAUGCAAGAAUUACACUUAAUGAUACAGUAUUUGAAGCAUUUACCAUUUAAAUUCCAUAUUUUAUCAAUCAGGGUUUUACAUUUGAUAUAUUUUAAAGCUUAGAUUGUCUCUGCUCAUUUAAGCAAGUUGCAUUCUGCACAGGCCAUGAAUUCCAAUCAUAGUGGAUCUGGAAAAUAUAUUUCAUAUUUAGAACUGUGAAAAAAAUGUUCAAAAUGCUUUUAAUUACCUCUCUGACAUGUUUUUUUCCUUCAAUGACUCUUUGUCUUGGUACAGCAAUAAAAUGUGAAAGCUUCAAAAA